This is a messenger RNA of Leptonychotes weddellii (Weddell seal), 1409 nucleotides long. The record is from RefSeq and is a predicted model, not a curated record. NCBI's taxonomy places the organism in Eukaryota, Metazoa, Chordata, Mammalia, Carnivora, Phocidae.
AUGUGGUUGCUGGAGGAAGGGUGCGUCUCUCCUCUCUCGGGCCGGGAGUCCUUCUCACCCCUCAGUCUGUGUCCCCAGCGGGUCUCGGAUGGAAGUCGCACAGCAGAGCGAGGGUCGGCGCCGCCGGCUUACUCGUAUUUCUCCCUGCUUCAGAUGUUCCUGAAGAACGGGGUCCGCAGCCCCUCUUCUCUCGAUCCGGAGGUCCUGUCCAUUUUUGUGCCUCCUUUCAUCACUAAGGAGGACAGUCAGAUGGCUGGUGCCCCCUGUGUGACUCUGAGCAAGACCAGAAGGCGCUCCUUCAGAAAGAAGAAGGACAAGCCCAAAACAGAGCCCUGGAAGGGCCUCCCUCCUGAAGACGUUAGUGUCCCCAACGGCGUGGACCUGCUUGCCCUGCCUCAGCUCUGCUUCCCAGGGGGCGUGAACGUGGCGUCGGAACCGAGGGAGGACUGUGUCCACUUCCUGGUGCUGACCGACGUCUGUGGGAACAGAACAUACGGCGUGGUUGCCCAGUACUACCGACCCCUACACGUACGUGACUGCCGUGAAUUCGCUCUGAAAUCGGGCUGUCGUGGUUUUCAUUUCUGCCGAAACACACGUCACAAACCACCACCACUCUAAUCACUUUAGCGUGUACGGGUCAGUGGCCCUAAGUACACUCCCGGUGGUGGGCAGCCCCCGCUGCGUCUGGUUCCAAAAGAUGUCCGUCACCCCGAAAGUCCCUCCCCCGGCCCCCAUUCUGCCUCCACGGAUUUGCCUGCUCUGGACUCCUGGUGUCAGUGGACUCAGGCUGCAUAUGGCCUCUGUGUCUGGCUUCUUCCACUCAGUGGACGGGUUCAGAGUUCUUCCACGUUGGGACAGCAACGCCUCCGUUCUUGUGGCCGAGUCCCACUGCCCCGUGGGUGUGAGCCGAAGCUUGUUGCCCACGCGUCCACGAAGGGGCACUCAGGUUCUUUUGUGCAGGGUGACGGCUUUGGGCCUCCCGAGCAUGACUCGGCCCUCCCCCGCCUGACAGGGCCACCUGUACGAGCCUCUCGAGAGCUCACAGGGGCUGCCACACACCUGAAGAGGUGGGGUGACCUGCUGCCUGUGUCCAGAGGGUUUCCAGAAGCAGCAGGGGCCCCGGUACUUCAUCCGGGGAAGCCCAGGAGUCCGACACCGAGGGGGAGGUGGCUGCCCGGAUUUUCCUCCCCACUCUGCCAUCAGAGGCUGGGCCAGCUGCAGUGGGAGAAUUAUCCCCAAGUGUCGGGGGACAUAAGGUGCAGCUUGACGGGCUGUGUCCCUUCACGCCUGUGGAGUGGCAUGGACAUGCCUGAUGUGCGUCAGAAACACGUGGGAGCCCAGCAUUCUGCUGAGGUCUGAGUGCGCAACCUCAGUGUCUGGACUAGGUGUCCCCAGGGUGGGCAGCGGGU